Messenger RNA from Fusarium fujikuroi IMI 58289, 711 nucleotides. Its product is annotated as related to D-lactate dehydrogenase. The transcript is spliced from 2 exons. The coding region runs from base 1 to 711 and encodes 236 amino acids. Gene Ontology annotation, molecular function: oxidoreductase activity, acting on the CH-OH group of donors, NAD or NADP as acceptor; NAD binding. Lineage: Eukaryota; Fungi; Ascomycota; Sordariomycetes; Hypocreales; Nectriaceae. The record is from RefSeq and is a predicted model, not a curated record.
AUGGCUGAUUCCGCCACCAAACCUGAACUUUAUAUCCUCAGUGACUUUCACCCCGAGGCCGUGAAAUACGCCCAAAACUCUUUUGAUUGCAUCCCCUAUGGCGAUCCACGUACAGAGAAUUGGCAUUCUCACGCCACAGCAAUCCUUAUUAAGGAUUACUACAUCACAGAGGACGACCUCGCCUCGGCACCGCAACUAAGAGUCAUUGGCAAACAGGGCGUCGGCUUAGAUAAGAUUGACGUCGAGGCUUGCAAAAGACGCAAUGUCAAGGCACUUCAAACCCUCCCCGAGCUUCUCGAGGUCACAGACGUGGUGACACUACAUGUCCCUCUGACCCACAGUACGAAGAACAUGAUUGCAGCACCACAGUUGAAGCAGAUGAAGAAAACAGCCAUAUUGAUCAACACAGCACGUGGUGGGAUCGUCAAUGAGGAAGAUCUGGCAGAUGCAUUGGAGAAGGGCGAGAUUUGGGGUGCUAGCUUUGACUGCCAUUGCCAGGAGCCGCCGACGUUGGCAAAGUAUGAGCGGCUUUGGAAGUGUCCGCGUUUCGUUGGGACGCCGCAUAUUGCUGCUGCGACGGAUGAGACACCAAUUCCUACGAUCAGUGUGGCUAUAGAUGGUAUUUUUGACGUGGAUUUGACUAGAGCCAACAAGAAGAUUGUGGCUGAGGCCGAGGCCAAUGGUACUGAGGUCAGACUGCUCUCACACUAA